AGUGUGGUGAGAAGGAGGGGGACCGCAGAGGCGAGGCGGGGAAGAGCGUCGGGAGGGUCAGAGGUGUAUAAGAGGCAGGGUGGAUACCGGUUUCAGGGACAGGACGGGGAAGGGGGGAACCAGCACGUGCUGGAGUGGAGGAAACGGGGGGCUGGGUCUAGCGGCAGGGAGAAGCGGAGUAUUUCGUUUUCUUCGUCGUCGACGGAUCCGGCGCCGGGAGAGAACGGCCUCGGGGCCGGUGCCGGUGCCAGAUUCGUGCUGGGGAUCGUCGACGCGAAGACGCGCCGGGGGGCGCGGGUGGCUUCGCUUACGAAAAGGGGCUUCCAGGUGGGUUGUUGGGAACGGCUGCCGCGCGAUGCGCUUCGGGAGUGUGUGGGUGUGGGUGUGGGUGUGGACUCGUCUACGGAGCCUGAGCUGUCCGAGGCGCAGCUCAGGACUGCUGUUUAUACAAUUAUUCUGACGAUGGGGGUUUGGGUUGCGUCGCAAGAGGGUUGGCUGGGUUGA
Aspergillus thermomutatus is the source of this 504-nucleotide messenger RNA. RefSeq lists its product as uncharacterized. The transcript has a single exon. Lineage: Eukaryota; Fungi; Ascomycota; Eurotiomycetes; Eurotiales; Aspergillaceae. The annotation marks the transcript as partial. The record is from RefSeq and is a predicted model, not a curated record.